UUGGUUUGUUUUUAGAGUGCCAUGCUUCCCAAAUUAUAGGUGCAUUUCGCCUUUUUAAAUGGUUUUGAGGUCGUGACACUAUUUAUUAAUGACUAACUAUUAAAAACGGCUUCCACGAUGGGUUCGGCGGAUUACAAUGAAGAAAAUGAAAAGGUUCAGGAUCAUAAAAAUAUAACAGAUAGGGAUUUGCCACUCAGUUUUGUUCAGGACCGACAUAUAGAACCGAUAGAAGGCAUCGAUUAUGAAAAGCAGGCGUGGAGAAUGAAAGAGAGAAUGAAAACUGUAAGUGUGGCCUUAGUUCUAUGUCUAAAUGUAGGUGUAGAUCCCCCAGAUGUGGUUAAAACGCAACCAUGUGCCAGACUGGAAUGUUGGAUAGAUCCUCUUUCUAUGUCACCCCAAAAAGCAUUAGAUAAAAUAGGUUCAAAUUUACAAACGCAAUAUGAGAGGUGGCAGCCUCGAGCUAGAUAUAAGCAAUCAUUAGACCCCACUUCUGAUGAAGUUAAGAAGUUAUGUUCGUCUUUAAGGAGAAAUGCCAAAGAAGAACGUGUCUUAUUUCACUACAAUGGUCAUGGAGUUCCUAAACCCACUGAAAAUGGGGAAAUAUGGGUAUUUAAUAGAACAUUUACACAGUACAUUCCUUUAUCAAUUUAUGAUUUACAAAGUUGGAUGGGUGCACCAUCCAUUUAUGUGUAUGAUUGUUCAAAUGCUGGAAUUAUUGUUAAAUCUUUUAAAAAAUUUGCUUGCCAGCAUGAAUCUGAAUUUGAGAUUGCAAACGCACAGGCGAGAGGUUCGUCGCCCGCCCAAAGAGGUGGCUCUCCGGCGGCGCCGAGCUACAGUUCCUGCAUCCAGCUGGCGGCCUGUGCUGAGAACCAGGUGCUGCCGAUGAAUCCCGAUCUACCGGCCGAUCUGUUCACUGCCUGCUUGACCACACCCAUCAAGGUAGCUUUGCGGUGGUGGAAGCUGCAACCCACCGCCAAACUGGUACCGCGGGUCAGCAUGGAACAGAUUGAACAGAUUCCUGGAUUAAUAACAGACAGAAGGACGAUGUUAGGUGAACUGAACUGGAUAUUCACAGCCAUUACGGACACGAUCGCAUGGAACGUUUUGCCACGAGAUCUUUUUCAGAAACUGUUCAGGCAAGAUUUGCUGGUUGCCAGUCUGUUUCGAAACUUUCUCCUUGCCGAACGCAUCAUGCGGUCGUGCGACUGCACUCCAGUUAGCUCACCUCAACUACCUCCAACUUACCUCCACCACAUGUGGGUGGCGUGGGAUCUGACACUCGAUCUGAGCAUGGCCCAACUACCCGACGUUGUUAGCGGCAAAAAACCUUUCCAACAUCUACCCUUCUUCGAGGAGCAGCUAACCGCGUUCCAGGUCUGGCUGGAACUCGGUAAGUGUUCAGAAUCAAGAGAUCCGCCUGAACAGUUGCCGAUAGUACUACAAGUGUUACUUAGUCAAGUGCAUAGAAUGCGGGCAUUGGAACUUCUUGGUCGAUUCUUGGACUUAGGUCCAUGGGCAGUCAAUUUGGCCUUGUCUGUUGGCAUCUUUCCAUACGUGUUGAAACUACUCCAGAGUAGUGCCAAAGAACUGAGACCUCUUCUCGUCAAGAUUUGGGCCAAAAUACUGGCGGUGGACAAGACCUGUCAGUCGGAUUUAGUUAGAGACAAUGGACAUAAAUACUUCUUGACAGUUCUUCAGGACACAUCCAUAUCGAGUGAGCACCGGACGCAAGCAACAUUCGUGCUGGCGUCGAUAGUGACGAAUUUCAAGGAUGGGCAGGAAGCCGCAUUACAAGGCUCCCUGAUCAGUAUUUGCCUCGAACAAUUGAAUGAUCCGUGCCCGCACCUGCGACAAUGGGUGGCGAUUUGCCUCGGCAGACUUUGGGACCGAUUUGACUCGGCAAAAUGGAUCGGUGUCCGGGACAUCGCCCACGAAAAACUGUACACCCCACUUAAAGAUCCGUAUCCGGAGGUGAGGGCGGCUGCGGUUUACGCCUUGGGCACCUUCAUUAAUUCCGUGGGCGAGAGAUCGGAACACGCGAACAAUAUCGAUCACGGUGUCGUCAUGAAACUGGUGACGACCGUAAUGGAUGACAUGAGCCCGUUGGUACGCAAAGAACUGGUCAAUGCCUUACAAUGGGUCGUUCUGACGUUCGAACAGAGUUUCGUCAGUGUGGCACGUAAAGAGGCGCAAAUCGUUACCGAUUACGGCAACGUUUCGACGCCGACCAGUCUCAGGAGGAUAGCCAGCAGGGAUAAAUUAAGAGUUACCGAAGAUUCUAUGGACAGAAUGAAACGGGUCAAUUCAAGUUCUUCCAUUAACAAUAUGAGUCAGCAGCGAAUGACGUCCAGUCACUCAGGCAGCUUGGGGACGUUGCCCGGAAUUAGUUUUGGGUCUGUGUACAUGAAAAUUUGGAUGGCGUUAUUGACAUUGGAAACCGAUCCGCAUCCAGAAGUUGCGAGCUUGUGCAAUAGUAUUACACAUCAUAUUAGAUCUAUUGUAAAGGAACAGAAUGAAUCGGCCGAAAACCGAAUGAAUUCAAGCAUAAGUCUACCUCCUAGUCCGAAUAGAAUGAACUAUUUGUCUGGGGAGAGUCCUCCGACAUUGCAUCCCAAUCACGAUUUACAUAGGUUUAAUAACAGUCGGUCGCAAAAUAGAUCAAGGAGAUUAAAUCAAGUGAUAAUGGAAGACGAAGAAAAAUCCAGGAGAUCGGCUCUUGUGAAGACUAGUUUCGUUGAGUGGUCAGCAAAGAGAUUUGCACAAAAGAAAAAUGGAGUAUACGUUGAUCCUGAAUCGCAAAAAUACUACGAUAGGGAUUGGAGACAAGCUAGGAACUGUAGUAUUAGGCAAGAGUCAAUGGAAGAAGUGAAACGGGUGGGAACAUCAAGAACGUCGAGAAUAGAGUCGCAAGUGUUUCAUACAAAGACAGCACUUGCACCUUCUCUUCUUCAGUUACAUCCUUUUGACCAACAAAUAGCUGUUGCCGGAAAAGACAGUUUUGCGAUUUGGGAUUGGGGUACCGGUGCGAAGACGAGCAGCGGACAAUGUAAAUCGACAAAAUCACAACACAGCCGGAUCACUGCAUUAGAGUGGAUAAACGGUCACGACUCGUCGAUGUUGAUGACAGCUUCGGACGAUGGAAGUGUUAAAUUAUUUAAACCGAUAAUCGGCAGUCAACCGUCUCUCAUAAGUGCCUGGCAGGCGUUUAACGAUUUGAAGCAGCCAAAACAAUCAGGUGUCUUAUUGUCAUGGGAACAGUGGACCCAAACGUUGAUGACCGCAGGCGAUCACCGUGCCAUCCGCUUCUGGGACGUGGAGCGCGAGAUGCGAGCCUUCGACAUACCGACUGGCACAGAUGCAUCUGUCACCGCCAUCGACUCCACCUUCGCUGGCAUCUGUCACGAGACCAGUCGCAAGUACGCCCGCAUGGCCGGAUUGGCUGAAGAUAUGGACGGCAGCAGUUGUGGCGGUCCUCGCUCCGGCUACGUGGCGGUGGGCUGCUCCGAUGGAUCCGUACGUUUAUUCGACAGGCGAGUGAGUUCGUCGUGUGCACCUGUUCGCGUCUGGAUGGAGCUGAACGGGUCCGUUCUGGCAGUCUUGCUUAGGGACAACAUGCUGAUUUGCGGAAGCUCCGACGGACAAGUUAAAAUGUUUGAUAUCAGAAAAGGAGAGUCGAUACACAAGUUAGGAAGUAAUAUUCCGGUAGAAACAUCCUGUAUGGCCAUCCACAGAUCAGCCACCACAUAUGCAUGCGGUUCACUGUCGCAAUACGUGAAUAUUUACCAUAUGAACGGCGAACAGUUGAACUCAAUCCGUUUCUACGAGGGAUUCAUGGGUCAUCGUAUCGGCCCGGUCAUAUGCCUCAACUAUCAUCCCCACAAAAUGGCACUGGCAACCGGUACGUCGGACUGCAGCAUCAAUGUGUAUACGUUAGAGGCGCGCAGGUGACGCGAUAGCCAGCCCUAGGCUCUGUUUUGGGGUCUCCUGGGCUAUUAUUAGCUUGUGACGGAAAGGCGAACCCGAUAAUUGCUAAUAUGUCAAACCGGUUAUUACCGAAAGACGGAUUUUUUAGGAAUUAGUACAGGUGAUGCAGAUUUAGAUAUUAUUUUUUUUUGUCGAUUGUACUUUCGUGAUGUUGUUUUAAUACGAAAGUCAGUAAAGGUACAACGGUAGAUUUUACUUACCUUUUAUCCAAUUUUUUUUAAUUUUUUAUUUUCAUGUAUUACACAACUUAUAUAUUACUAUUUUUUAGUUUUGUGUAUUAUACGGUUUAUAUAUUACUAUUUUUAUUUAUUUUUAAAUGACCAAUAAGAUCAAAACAAUUCUACACUGCUAUUCAUUCUAAAUUACAUAUUUACUUGUAAGCCAUAACCAAAAUAAACUGCCACUUUUACGAGACGUUUUUUGUCAAAUAGUAAUAAAGAAUCAAAUAUAAUGAAUGCUUUGUUUUUAAAGGAAAUGGCAAAGUAUUACAGAAAAUCAAAUUAGUUUCUAAUCUAAUUCGGAUUCCUUUAUUCUCGACAUCACGUAUAGUAUUAAAAAAACGUCACGAAGUCCAAUGGUGUGGACGUUUGUUAUUUUGCCGUAAUGCGUUUAGAAGACGCAGUUUGUUAAGCUUGAUUUAACUGACACUAUUUAAUAAUAAAAUUUCAGUUAAUCUUUAUGUAACUGAAAAAUUGUUUAGUUAUUAGGUUUUAAGUAAUAUUGCAUGUAAAUAUGAUUUUAAUUUAGUAAAGGCUUCUGUACAUAUUCAUGAAUUAUCUGUUUCAUUUUACAAUAGUUUAUUUUUUUAAUUUACCAAUUUUAAAUAUUACGCAACGAUUUAGUUUGGUUAGUAUUAACUAAAGUUUCUUAGUUUAGGGUGGAUUUCUUCCAAACCCCAAAUAUUAUAAAAAACUAUCGUGCUGUUAAAAUAGGAAAAAUCUAAUUUAAAUAUUGUUUUAAGUUUUCUUUUUACUUCGAAAAUGUUCACAUUUUUGAAACCUCGCCGUUCGUUUUUUAUUGCUGUACAAUUAGAAUGAAUAAUUCCUCCACAAAUAAUCUUACCUAAAAUAUAUUGAAAACUGUGAUUGCUUAAUUAUGAACAAAUAUUGCUAUAUAUAAAAAGGUAAUUAUUCAAUAAUGUAUACAAUAUUUAGCCACGGUUGUUUUUUCAUAAAAGCAUAUUUUGAACAUGUUCAUUGCGCAACCGUUUGUAAUCACCUUUUAAAUUUAGGUAAUUAAGUUUUAGACGAUUUUUAUAGCGUGCUAUUGUACAAUAGAUCAAUUUUAGCUAAAUAUUAUUUUAUUAAUUAAUUACCUGUAGAUACGGCGUUUUAAAUUUGUUACUGUUAAUUAUUUUUACAUAUUAAAAACAAGAGAUAAUCGUAUUGUAAAUAUAUUUUUUGGGUUUUUUAAUUUUUCAUAAUUUUAUUUAUUUUAAAUAUUAGCACCGUGAGACUGAAGUGAAUGUUUUACUUCUGGGUUUAUAGUAGACAAAAACAAUUAUUAUUAAUUUAUAAUUUUAAAAUAAUCGCACUUUUUGAACGUGUUUAUUUGCAAUUCAUUUGAUGUAGUAUAAACACAGAGAUUUUUUAAUAAAUGUUGCGGUCCCCCUAUUAUUGGCCUUGUUGGAAGAAACCGACAGACACAUGCGUGUUUAUGAAAAUGCAUUCAUAAAACAUCAAUGGGCUUGGGUCUGACAGUUUCUGAUAAUUUUCUAUCAUUCUUCGAACAAUGCUAUUAAUAAUACCAUAACCAGUGACAGAAAGAUAAUAUUUGGAGAGUGCCUUAUUUAAUGCCUAUUCUCUUGUAAGAGGAAUAAAUACAAUGUUUUUGUACUGUAAUAAUUAACAAUUGCAAUAUUUUUCUCCUAGUCAACAUUGUUCAUUUUUAUAAUAAUAUUAUUAUUAUUGGUGUCUUUGUACAACUUCAAGUAGUAGAUCUACUUUUAUAAUAAUAGAUUUAUACAUAUUUGUAAAAUCUCUGUGUUUAUUUUAAUUAGAGUUAAAUUAUAUCUUAUAGUUGAUAUAAUAAAUAUACAGAUUAUUUUUGUUUUCCUUUCACACACGGACGUAAUGAAUUAUCAACUCACGCCCUGAAUAAUACUCAAAAAAUGGAUUUUGCACAUUAAUGCCGAUAACUCAUCACGUCCACAAAAUAAUAAAAUUUAAAAGAUGCCUUCCUUUUAAACUUACAUAUAAGAUUGCUUUAUAUAAAAUAAGAUCAUAGAAAUUCACUUUUUUGUCAUAUUUUAAGCCUGUAUAUAAUUAAAUAAUACCUCCCGUAUGUAAAUUAUUUUGUACAAUGAGAUUGUUUUUCUAUUUUUGUUGCCAAUAAAACUUUAAUGUACAUUAAGA
Messenger RNA from Aethina tumida (small hive beetle), 6338 nucleotides. It is a transcript of the gene raptor, whose product is annotated as regulatory-associated protein of mTOR. Lineage: Eukaryota; Metazoa; Arthropoda; Insecta; Coleoptera; Nitidulidae. Gene Ontology annotation, cellular component: cytoplasm; TORC1 complex. The record is from RefSeq and is a predicted model, not a curated record. The transcript has 17 exons. Gene Ontology annotation, molecular function: protein binding; protein-macromolecule adaptor activity. Bases 118 to 3948 code for a protein of 1276 amino acids. Gene Ontology annotation, biological process: positive regulation of cell growth; cellular response to starvation; regulation of autophagy.